AUGCUACCAUCAACACUUCAAUCCGUAUUGCUUCUGCUGGGCGCGGUACUUCCAGUCUUGGCCCAGAAUCGACCACUCUGGUGGGAAGAAUGUGAUCCUCCUCGAGAGAACACACAAUGCGCCAUGCACAGUGACAUCCUCGACUAUGCCAGGCCAUGGGGAAUGUUCACCAAAGUCGCCGUCAUGCGCAUCCGCUCAAAGCUGAAGAAGCCCAAGGCUGUUUUAUUCCUCCCCAGCGGGCCUAAACGGUCCGGAAUCAACCUUCUAAAGCAAUACCUCGACGACCCAUCGCAUCAUGUGCACGAGCUCCUCAGCCAGUACGAUAUAAUGGGCAUGGAUCCUCGAGGUUCAGGACUGAGCCCUCCCAUCAAAUGCAACGCAACUCUAUGGAAUCGCCGAGCGCCCUCCAUGGUCAAGAACGAGGUGGAAUAUGUUGAAAUGUACUACCACUGGAUGGAGGUUGGAGAAGCCUGCAAAAAGAUGACGGGACGGAUGUUCGACAAUAUGGACACCAAGUCGAUUUCUCUGGACAUGGACAGCAUACGAUACAACAUGCGGUUUGACGAUACGCCCAUGCACUUGAUUGGGCAUUCCUACGGGUCGCAUAUUGGCAUCACCAACCUGGAAAAGGCUCUGCCCUUUGCCGGCCAUAUUGUACUAGACGGCGUUGUAGAUCAUACACAUGAUCCAAUGGCAAUCAUGCAAGCAGAAUCUGCUUCUUUCGAAAUGACGCUCAGGCAUUUCUUCAAGUGGUGUCAAGAAGAUGCGUCUUGUGCACUGCAUGACCAGAACGAUGUUGAGGGUUUCUUCAAGCAGUUGGUUGCCAAGUUUGAAGCUGCACCAAUCCCAGCACCAAAGUGCAAACAAACUGGCAAAGAAGCAUGUCGAUCCGACGUCAGCUUGGAAGAGAUGAUGACGGCUUUACAGCAAGAUUUGGCUCCAGGGCAGGCCGGAUGGGGUUCCUUGGCUACUCACCUGUUGGCAGCAUCUCAAGGCGAUGCAUCUGCGUUUUCGAUGCCCUGGUUCAUCAACAAUACCGAUCCUUCGGGAACAUGGGCUACGCUUGCUACUGGCUGUCUGGAUUGGCAACACGCCCGCGACUAUCUCGAGCUUCAAGCCGCCCAGCGUACGUUGAGGCUGCUCUCGCCACUCACGCGCGGAUUCUCUCAGAGCUACAGCUUCUUUUCCAGAUGCAUUUCAUGGCCACUGCCGAAAGAGGGAGUGCUUUUUGGCAAUCAGCCAAUAACUCCCGAGUUAGUUCACAAACUACAUCCGGUACUGAUGAUUAGCUCGUUUUUGGAUCCUAUAACCAGCGCUCAGAACGCAAUAAACCUGCGUUCAAUUAUGCCAGAGGCGGUGCUCGUAUUCAAGAAUUGGACUGGUCAUAUAACCUAUGAUGCGCCGGGAGAGUUGGCCAAGAUGGUGAACAACUAUCUGCUGACUGGAGAGAUGCCCGAUGAUGGAACGGUAUACCAAUCUUAG
Molecule: messenger RNA, 1482 nt
Organism: Trichoderma aggressivum f. europaeum
Lineage: Eukaryota; Fungi; Ascomycota; Sordariomycetes; Hypocreales; Hypocreaceae
Exons: 1
Coding region: 1-1482 (493 amino acids)
Source: RefSeq, a predicted model, not a curated record